GCAGACCAGCUGAAUCGAUCUGACGUCGCUCUCGUGUUGAUGUCCGCCAUUGUGGGUUGGUAGAGCGACCGGACAGGAACACUUCUAAAUAUGUAUUUAUCCUCAGCUCUUCGGGCGGCAGUGUCCCAUGCGGGCAGGCAGGUCCGGAGCCUGCACCAGUCCGCUGCUCGUCUUGGAGCAGGAGGGAUCUUUGUGCACAGAGAUACAGCAGACAACAAUCCAGAUACUCCAUUUGAGUUCACUCCUGAGAAUUUGAAGAGAGUGGAAGCCAUAAUAAGUAACUAUCCCCAAGGACACAAGCAGGCUGCUACCAUCCCAGUGCUGGACUUGGCACAGAGGCAGCAUGGCUGGCUCCCCAUCUCGGCAAUGAACAAGGUAGCAGAAAUCCUAGAGAUCCCCCCAAUGAGAGUAUACGAGGUAGCCACAUUCUACACCAUGUUCAACCGCCAGCCGAUGGGGAAGUACCAUGUCCAGGUGUGCACCACUACACCAUGCAUGCUGUGUGACUCGGACAGCAUCCUGCAAGCCAUCCAGAACAAACUGGGUAUCAAAGUCGGGGAGACCACACCAGACAAGUUGUUCACGCUAGCAGAGGUUGAAUGUCUUGGCGCAUGCGUGAAUGCUCCAAUGGUCCAAAUCAAUGACAACUAUUAUGAGGAUCUGAAGCCUUCGGACAUUGAGCACAUCCUUGAUGAACUGAAGGCAGGGAGAGUCCCUCCACCUGGGCCCAGGAGUGGCCGUUUCUCAUGUGAACCUGCAGGUGGUCUGACUUCUCUGACUGAACCCCCUCCUGGGCCUGGUUUUGGAGUCAGGCCUGACUUAUAACCACCUCAGAGAGACCAACUGCAUUACAGGCCCUCACCUAACUUGAUGAGUUUGUUCAAAAAUCACAGUAAUUUGUGAGUGUAAAUAAAACGUUAAUUGUACCUAAAA
Molecule: messenger RNA, 933 nt
Organism: Colossoma macropomum (tambaqui)
Lineage: Eukaryota; Metazoa; Chordata; Actinopteri; Characiformes; Serrasalmidae
Gene: ndufv2
Product: NADH:ubiquinone oxidoreductase core subunit V2
Exons: 8
Coding region: 91-825 (244 amino acids)
Biological process (GO): mitochondrial electron transport, NADH to ubiquinone
Molecular function (GO): NADH dehydrogenase activity
Source: RefSeq, a predicted model, not a curated record